Molecule: messenger RNA, 2674 nt
Organism: Phymastichus coffea
Lineage: Eukaryota; Metazoa; Arthropoda; Insecta; Hymenoptera; Eulophidae
Exons: 5
Coding region: 290-2674 (794 amino acids)
Source: RefSeq, a predicted model, not a curated record
CAACUAAAAAAUAUAAUUUUUACAGUCAGCACUGGAAGAACAACUGUUUCAGCUAUCAUUUAUAAUAAUUUUUCAUAAAUAUUUUUCGAUUUGCUUCACCUUCACUGAGUUUCGAGGCAGUAUCACUUGGUAUUCCGUUUCACGGUCACUCAUAAUCGUUGAUUCACUUUAAUUAUUAAAUAUUUUAUUAGACCAUUCUGCUUUAUUUUAUUAGAAGAGAGUAAAUUACAACAAAAAGUAAUUAACUUGCUAUAGCAUACGUAUUACAAACUAUUUACAAUUUUACAAAAUGGGAAGUCUUAGUAGUGAUAGCAACGAUAACGACAUAGUGUUUGAAAGUUCAAUUGCAACCGAAUCGAAUAUUAAUUUAUCGAGUUCAAUCAGUGAUACCGACAGUUUUAUCAGGAGAUUACAUACCUCUUUUUCUGAUCAUGCAGAACUGCAAUCAGUAUAUAACUCUUCAGAUAAUGCACAAGAUAAUUACAUGCAAAGGUGUAUUUCAAAUAGCUUAACUAGAUCUAGUAACCCAGCUGCACUGUCAAAUACAACAUCAAAUUGUAAUCAGAAUGUUAAAUUAAAUUCAGAAGGUCAAGUGAAUGACAUCUAUAUUGAUGACACUGAAUCAGUUUCAGAAAAUAUGGAAAUUGGUCGGAUUUCACACGAACAUGGAGAUUAUUUUGAUGAAAGCAGUGACGAAGAAGAUUUUAUUAAUAUAACAGUUGAUAUAAACGAGCCCGCUAAGAGAAAAAAAAUAAAAUUAGAUGAAAUUAUUAAUGAUAAAGAUAGUAACGACUGUAUUAAUUCACAUGUAAACAUUAGUAAAAUAGAAAUUAUGUUAGCUGUAAUGACAUUUUGCACCCAAUAUCAUGUACCAACAAAGGGAAUAAUUGAUUUGUUCAAAAUGCUAAAUAUGUUUUUAAAUAAGGAUAUUUUUCCUGACAAUUAUUAUCAAAUUCAUAGUAUCUUCAGUCCAAAAGGCUGUAAGGAGUAUCACGCUAUUUGUUCUCUAUGUCAGGUCUAUCUCGGAACGUUUACUAAACAACAGCGAACAAUAUUUUGUGAGGCAUGUGAUAAAUACAUUAACUUGAAAGAUCCUUCGUACAGUAACUAUUUCGUUCUUCUUGAUGUAGAAAGUGAACUACGAUGUCAUAUCGAAAGUAAUAAGGACUUUUAUAGCGAAAUUGUUUCCCGACGAAACAAGGAAUUCAAUUAUGAAAAUGGAUUUGAAGUGCAACUGCAUAAUGAAACAAGAAAGUUAUAUGUAUAUGCAUUGUGCUGUUGUGUGGAUUCCGUCGCACGAGCACCGAUGCAAGGUUUGGUUCAGUUUAACGGUUAUUACGGAUGUAAUUGGUGCUUGCAUCCCGGUUCGUUGAUUCGUCAUGAUACUGGUUAUUCUAUGAAAUAUCCUAUACUAGAUGAAUUUCCUGAAAGACGAACGGCAGAUGCUACAUUUAUAUUAAUGCAGAGAUCGGUUGAAUCAAAUACUCCCCAGUUUGGUGUAAAGAAUGUUAGUCCCUUGCUGCUUUUAUAUCCUUUCAAUAUAAUUGACGGAUUCGUUCCAUGUUCAUUGCACUGUGUUGAUCGAGGCCUCGGCAAUCAAUUUACUAAUUAUUGGUUAAAUUCUUCAAAUAAACCUUAUUCAAUUCCUAAAAAUAAAAUAAAAGACAUUGAUCAACUAUUGAAUAAUAUCAAAGUGCCUACACAAUUAACUCGAUUGUCACGUUCGUUACGUGAUCGAGCUUACUGGAAAGCAAUAGAGUGGCGUAAUUGGAUUCUAUAUUACAGCGUACCAGUAUUAAAAUAUAUAUCUGAAGAAAUUCCAGCGUUUGAGGAGUAUAUGAAUCACUGGUCAUUGUUAGUAGAAGCCUAUUAUAUACUAUUGCAAACUAAAAUAACUGUAAUGGAAUUACAAAGAGCAGAUUUGCUUUUGAAAGAUUUCGUUUAUACUACAGAGAAGCUGUACACUGUUGAUGCAAUGACGUACAACGUACAUCAAUUAUUGCACUUAGCACAGAGUGUUGCAGACUGGGGUCCCUUAUACGCACAUAGCGGAUAUGUAUUUGAAUCAGGAAAUGGAAGAAUAAAAAAAACUAUUUAUGCAGCUAACGGUGUCUUGAGCCAAGUGUGUCGAUAUUUAUCUUUCGACGAAAGUAUCAGAAAAAUACGAAAACACAUAGAAAAGAAAAAAAAGUCACCUUGUUUAGAAUAUGUAAGGUAUUUAGAUAAUAAUGUUACUCAGAACAGUGUAAAAUUUGCAUACAGAUAUUUUGGACGAACCAAAGUCAAUGAAGAUAUUGUUAGGCAAUUACAACUUCCUGUAGAGAAAGUAAGAGCUUAUAAAAAAAUGGUAAAGAACGGAUGUCCAUUUAAAUCAUCUGAAAAAGUGUUAUACAGAUCAGACAAUUCCUUUGCGUCUUUAAAAAAUGGGGAUUAUAUAGAGAUUCAACAAUUUCUUGUAAACAUGGAAAAUGGACAAGAGUAUGUGACAUACAAAAAGAUUGAAGUGAUCGGUGAUGAUGUAAUCAGUAAUGAGUUACACUGUACGAAGCAAGUUAUAGGAAUAAAUCAAAACAUCGAAAUGACAUUUACAGAAAAUAUUGAUAAAACUUGUGUGUACUUAAAGUUUGAUAGCAACGAUUACAUUUCUAGCGUUUGUAAUAUGUAUUGGAAUUAA